Nanorana parkeri is the source of this 1311-nucleotide messenger RNA. RefSeq names its product aquaporin-5-like. The record is from RefSeq and is a predicted model, not a curated record. NCBI's taxonomy places the organism in Eukaryota, Metazoa, Chordata, Amphibia, Anura, Dicroglossidae. Gene Ontology annotation, cellular component: apical plasma membrane; plasma membrane. The coding region runs from base 303 to 1109 and encodes 268 amino acids. Gene Ontology annotation, biological process: transmembrane transport. The transcript is spliced from 4 exons. Gene Ontology annotation, molecular function: water channel activity.
GAACAGAGGAGAGACAUGCUUAUCAGCUCCUAGACUGGCAUAAUCCCUUGGGAUGGAAGCUCACCUGUAUCAUUACUGAAGGAGCCUCUGUAACAGUAUGAAGCUGGAAAGUUUUGUGUCUGCGAUGGAUAGGAACUAUCAUUUUGUGUGGACUGGGUGCCACCCCUUGUAACACUGCAAUCUUCCUACCUUGUAUAUAAUUUGUUGCUGUGCUCCUGCCCAUAUCAUUCAUUGAGAUCUACAGAAGACAAACAUUUCUUAAAAGGAGUUUCUCUUCUCUCCUGGUCGUACAUUAACCAUUAAUGAUAAUGGAGAUAUGUACUGGGAAAUUCACAAGGGCAUUUGUGGCAGAACUUUUGGGGACGUUGAUAUUUGUCUUCUUCGGGCUUGGCUCUACAUUGAUUUGGCCAUCAGAACUUCCAUCAAUCUUGCAGAUAUCCUUCACUUUUGGUCUGGGCAUUGGGACGCUUGUCCAGUCCCUUGGGCAUAUCAGUGGCGCCCAUCUUAAUCCGGCAGUGACUGUGGCAUUCCUGGUGUCAUCUCAGAUUUCCUUGUUUCGUGCCAUUUGUUAUGUCUGUGCGCAGCUGAUGGGAGCUGCAAUUGGAGCUGGCUUGCUAUAUGUAUUUACUCCUGAAGAAUUUCAUGGAGGCUUUGGUGUUAAUGCGCCAAGCAACAAUGCAACAGAAGGCCAAGCCGUCACGGUGGAAAUCAUCUUAACAUUGCAGCUUCUGCUCUGCAUCUAUGCCUCUACGGACAGCAGACGGGAGGACAAUGUAGGAUCUCCUGCACUCUCUAUAGGACUCUCAGUUCUGUUGGGUCACCUGGUUGGGAUUUAUUUCACUGGCUGCUCUAUGAAUCCAGCUCGCUCCUUCGGACCAGCACUGGUAGUGGGAAACUUCACUGCACACUGGAUCUUUUGGAUUGGACCAAUGGUAGGAGCCAUACUUGCAUCAUUGAUCUACAAUUAUGUACUCUGUCCCCAGGAGCAAACCUUCCGUGAGAAACUGGCAAUUCUGUUAGGGAAAAUACCAUCUAUUGAAGUAGAAGAAGACUGGGAAGAAAGACAUGAACAGCCUCGGAGGAAGUCAAUGGAACUUCAGACCUUGUAACCUCUUUUGCAAAUCAGUUGUAAAAACAAACACUUCACUAUGUAGAAAUUGACAUUGUUUAAAUGUACCCUGAAGGAAAAUGUUCCUACACUUUUAUCUCUCUUUCAUUCUGUUUUCAUUUCAAAAUACUAGAUACCAAGCACCAGGAAUGGAUAACCCCUACCCUUACCUCCAAUAUUUAGUUGUUUCUGGGUCCCUUAGU